Molecule: messenger RNA, 2151 nt
Organism: Hemibagrus wyckioides
Lineage: Eukaryota; Metazoa; Chordata; Actinopteri; Siluriformes; Bagridae
Gene: snf8
Product: SNF8 subunit of ESCRT-II
Exons: 8
Coding region: 298-1074 (258 amino acids)
Biological process (GO): protein transport to vacuole involved in ubiquitin-dependent protein catabolic process via the multivesicular body sorting pathway
Cellular component (GO): ESCRT II complex
Source: RefSeq, a predicted model, not a curated record
GUUUGGUUUCCGGGUUUAGUCUGAGAAGAAGAGUAAUUCUUCUUCCUUUUUCGUCUACUUCCUUAAAGGAGUAAUUAACAGAAUAUAAACAUAACAUAAAAACGUAGAGUAAGAUACCUGAAGAUGAUCCGGUAAAGCUCUAUUUAAGGAGAAAGUACAUGGGUCCUACUUCUAAUUCCAACUAGCUAGCUAAGAGAAGGACACACCUGCAGGCUGAGUCUGUUUAUUCAGAUAUUUUGACAUUAAAAGAGAAAUAAACAGCGAUCUGUAAAUAAUAGGUCCAUAAAAAUCCACAAGAUGCACAGAAGAGGAGUUGGAGCAGGAGCUAUCGCCAAGAAGAAACUUGCAGAAGCCAAGUACAAAGAGAGAGGUACAGUCUUGGCUGAAGAUCAGAUUGCACAGAUGUCUAAACAGUUAGAAACCUUCAAAACACAUUUGGAAGAGUUCGCCAGCAAACACAAGCAAGAGAUCCGAAAAAGUUCCCAGUUCAGGGUGCAGUUUCAAGAAAUGUGUGCUACAAUAGGAGUGGAUCCACUGGCAUCUGGUAAAGGGUUUUGGUCUGAGAUGCUUGGAGUCGGAGAUUUCUAUUAUGAGCUUGGUGUACAGAUCAUCGAAGUCUGUUUAGCUCUAAAGCACAGAAAUGGCGGACUGAUUACAUUGGAUGAACUCCAUCAGCGUGUAUUAAAGGGAAGAGGGAAGUUUGCUCAAGACGUGAGUCAAGAUGACCUAGUACGAGCCAUCAAAAAGCUUAAGGCAAUGGGAAAUGGCUUUGGGAUGAUUCCUGUUGGAGGCUCUUAUUUAGUCCAGUCAGUUCCAGCUGAGCUCAAUAUGGAUCACACUGUCGUUCUGCAGCUGGCUGAGAAAAAGGGUUAUGUAACAGUAAGCGAGAUCAAGGACAGCUUGAAGUGGGAGAAAGAACGGGCUUGCCAUGUACUUGACCACCUGCUGAAAGAAGGACUGGCGUGGUUAGAUACUCAGGCUGCAGGAGAACCCCAAUACUGGCUCCCAGCUCUCUUCUCAGAACUUUCUUCUCGUGACGUCACACCCGAGGAAGCAAAUCAGAUGACGCCAUGACAAGAAAAAUGUCUUGCUUUCGGUGGACGUAAAGCUUUUAACCAAGUCGAAUACUGUCAUUUGAAGAACUGAACUAAUAUUUCUUUCAUACAUGCAUGUGAAAAUAUAGUUAGCCUAAUAAAAACAUUUAUUUUCUGUAAUACAGUAAUUUUUUUUUUUAUUCCAGGCCUCAAGCAUAUCCCCAGACAAAUACACUCUUAACCUCACUACAUACCUCCAGACAAGUAGCACUCAUGUCUUAGCAGUAGGUAACUUUGUCUCACUAUUUACACUGUGUCCAUGCUCCAAGACAGGUUAUUUAAUUCAUAAUAGUACUGUAGGAAACUUAAAUAACUUAAUGAAAGUUCUGCAAGUGAACCUUAUUGAAUUAAAAUGAAUAACAUGCUAAUAUUUCCUGCACUAUUGCUUGAUGAGUUUUUAAAAUCAUGAUCUCUAGCCAGGUCCUAAUUCUGCAGCUGGGAUUUUCUGGGAACAUUCUUUGAUUUCUGCUUUUUGGUUUCACUGUGGAAUAUCUUUUUGUUUAAAAGUCCCUCCUUUAUGAAAUUACUGAAAUUAUGAACUCAGUUGAUUUGCUAAAGAUGUUCCGAGACAUUUUUGUCCAUGCAAUCUUCAUAGAUUUUACAAAUCUGUAGUUAAUUGUGAUAUUAGAGACUCUAGGCAACUGAUAUCUAUUUUCUGAACAAUUUCAGUAUUUUCAUUUGUCACAGGUCUAUGAUGAAUUGGAAAAGACUGAAACACAGUCAAAUUAUUACAGUCACUCUAAAAUCACAGAUUUAAGCGGAGAUUUUCCACAGCUACAGGUAAAAUCUAGAACACUAAAUGGUUCUAGGCUGCAUUUAACAUUUAAGGUUCUGUAUAGAACCCAACAACAGUGUUUGCCUAGAAGAGGUUUUAAGUAGAACCCUUACCCAAGGGUGUAGGAAUACUGUUUCCCCUCGGUAACAAUAUUGUUCUGGGUCUGAAACCCUGUAUAGAUUUAUAUUAUUUUGUGUGAACACUAAAUGUAAAUUUUUGGCUCCAAACUCUGUCUUCCGACUUAAAAGAGAACCAAAUAAAACUUAUUUGUUUGUACAUUGA